Mycena citricolor is the source of this 3245-nucleotide messenger RNA. NCBI's taxonomy places the organism in Eukaryota, Fungi, Basidiomycota, Agaricomycetes, Agaricales, Mycenaceae. The record is from the annotation of a GenBank genome assembly.
GAUCAUUCUCCUGAACUGAACCGCUGGCUCCUGCCUUUUCUCCCUGUGCUCGACAUUGAGAGACAUUCCAUUCGUAAUCGUCUCGAGGGAUUCUGGUCCCUCUUCGUUGAUCCUGCUCUGAGGUCUCUGGAGGCCUCGAAGUGUUGUACUUGUCCGCCGCUCCGGUGUGUUGAAGACAGCCGAUGGCAAGCCAUGGCCUCUUGCUUCGCUUAUUUCUCUCUCCGUCAUUCUUCACCGUCCAUGUCGCAUUGAGAUACUUGAACACCUACCCGGACCAUGUUGGCAUCACUUACUAUCUCACAUCGAGAUUGAAGGAAAUCGAUACAUACGAGUUGCGGGACGUAUGGGGUUUCAUUUGCCAUCUCCUUGUCACCCGACCUUCCAAUUCGAGAGCGUUGGAGGCAUUCGUCGCAGAUACCAUCCAACGUUCGACCCAUCUGGCCAUGCUCACUUUGUGGUUCAUGCAGGCCUCUCUGAAGGAUCUCUCAGCGACAUCCAAUCGCACACAGUCGUUCAUUGUCUGUCAACGCGUCUUGCACAAAUGCCAUGAAGUGAUCUUCGCAGACCUGCCUCCUCCAGCCCCAGCACCAUACGCAGCCCUAAGCCUUCCGUUCCAAUCUAGAUUCUUUCGGCGGAAAGUCAAAACCCAUUUCGAGCCAGUGGUCAUCGGAAUGUCGAUGAUAUUGGCAGGAGUACCGGGAAUGCCAAGAUUGACUGAGAUAAUGGGCCAGGUUGCGAUCGAGCAGGGUCGAGUCGAAGAAGAGGGAGCGCAAUAUAAAAGUGUGGAAGCGCAGGACGACGAGGUCACGUCGUAUAGUAGCCCCAGUACGGCUCGCCUUUCGCUCGAUGACGAUGACGACGACGAUAACGUCGGGAUGUCACAGUCCACGCCGGCGCUCAUUAUCCAGAAUGGCCCAGCAUCAACCCGCAUAUCCUCUUUUGGUCAUCGGACUAUCGAGGCUGCUCAAACGGCCCCCGCUUUGCCCCUUCACUUCCGGGACAUACGUCGUUCCAGACUAUCGGAAGAUCCUCUGGGUCAGCUCGACAACGAACCGAUAUCCACACCAUAUCAAUCCACCCCCUCCAUACAUUCGGCUCGCCCUCUACCUCGAUCUGGGUCUACAAACCUUGGAGAUAUCCUAUUAGGCGACUACGACAUCCCGUCUCAAACCCAUCUGCUACGAAGCCACUUCUGCCGUUCCGAGGUUCAAUUCUUAUUGACGUUGGAAAACAUCUCGAAUCGGUUGCUGGUUGUCCCACGUCCGGCGCGCGUGAGUGCCCUGCGAGCGGAGCUUACCGCGUUGAAUCACAAGCUUCCCGCCGAAGUUUGCAUGCCGAUGUGGUGUUCAUCGUCAGACGAAAUCAAAGCGAACGGUGUGGCAGAACCGCACCACCGGAUCGUGCGAAUCCCUCCGGGUGAGAGUGUGGUGCUCAAUUCGGCCCAGCACGCUCCGUAUCUGCUUCUUAUCGAGCUGCUCAGCAACGACUUGGACUUUGAUCCCGUGAAGCGCGGAAACAAAGAGGUUUUGAAGAAAAUUGUUGUCAAGGAGCAUGAGAGAAAGGGUGCAUCGGCCGAUCUGAUCCCCUUCAACGGAAGGAUGAAAGUCGAGGAGAUCACUAUUCCUCCAGAACCCGACACCCUGGUUACAGUCGUGACACCAUCGGAUGAGGAAGAGAUGGAUCUCGUUGAGCAGCUUUAUGGCGCGGACCAAUCCUUACGGUCUCAGGCCAUGGACUUGUCAGAUUCGAUUGUGGUUCUGCCUGCUCUGAAGAACAAGGACCUGGAUAUGGCCGCUUGGUCCCGUCCCAUGCCGCCCUCUCCAUCGACGAAUGAACACGUGCGAUCUAUAUCACGCUCCGCCUCGCAGCACUCGCCGCCCGAUUCCUCCGCCCCACACGUGAUAUCCCUCGACGAUUAUUCCGAACGGAUGCGGACGGCUGCGAUCAUGCUGGCGCAGCUGAACGCCAAUCUGACGCACCAUUCCGUCACGCACAUUCCAGUCGACGUCACCGUCCCGCUGCGGUGGUUGCCUGGCUCGGCGUGGCUCACCAGUGCUCCCGAAAACAACGGCGCAGCUGAUGGACAGGCGGGUGGACGCAUGCGACUCCAAUACGCCGAAGCCACAGCCAUCCGAGAGCGCAUCAUGAAGGAAAUGAUGGAUCUCGAGGAAGAAAGGAUGGCGCGCAUGAAGGAGAUUCGUGAGGAUAGAGCCGCCGUGGGCGAAAGUGUGGCCAUGAAAUCGGUCGAGGAUGAGGGGAUCAUCAUACGCGAACUGGACAAGGCCGAUCCGUCUGCCGCUGUGUUCAGCGAGUCGUGGAUUGCUAAAAAGAGCCGGAUCCGGCAAGGCUCGCCAUACGGUCAUCUGGGUUUGAACGUUCACUUCCUCCUGCGACCAGACGACUCAUUCCCCGUAGCAAAUUGGGAUUGCGUCUCAGUCAUUGUCAAGACAGGAGCCGAUUUGAGGCAGGAACAACUCGCUGUGCAACUCAUCCACGAGUUUCAGCAAUUGUGGGAAGAGGAAAGUUGCGGCUGCUGGGUCAGAUAUUUCCGGAUCAUCAUCACUGGGGCCAACUCUGCUCUGGUGGAAACUAUCACUGACGCCGUAUCGAUCCAUUCGAUCAAGAAAACAGAAUAUGCUCGACGUCUCGCCGAGGGCCGACUGGGUCAUGUCAGUCUAUUGGAUCACUUCAAGAAUACAUAUGGGGACCCAUCAUCCGCCAAGUUUGCUAGAGCCCAGCGCAACUUUGCCAAGUCUCUGGCAGGUUACUCGGUGGUCACGUAUCUGCUGCAGGUGAAGGACCGCCACAACGGGAAUAUUCUGCUCGAUCGGGAUGGCCAUCUUGUCCACAUCGAUUUCGGGUUCAUGCUUAGCCAGUCUCCGGGAAAUCUAGGCUUCGAGGCAGCGCCGUUCAAAUUACCUCUGGAAUACGUCGAAGUCCUGGGCGGGACACAAAGCCCGAUGUACCUCGAAUUCAAACGUCUAUUCCGCGAAGGCUUCGAGGCAGCCAGGAAGCAUUGUGAUCGGUUAACUACCUUGGUCGAGCUGAUGCAGAAAGACUCGACGUUGCCGUGCUUUGCCGCAUUCGGCGAGCAAACUGCCAACCAAAUGCGGAAUCGCAUGCAGCCAGCCAUGACUCAAGCGCUGGUCGGGGAUCACGUCGAGCGCCUGAUCGAGACAUCUCUGGGGUCUCAUUGGACCCGCCUAUAUGAUUCUUACCAAUAUUACUCGCAAUCAAUAUUAUAA